Racocetra fulgida is the source of this 237-nucleotide messenger RNA. NCBI's taxonomy places the organism in Eukaryota, Fungi, Glomeromycota, Glomeromycetes, Diversisporales, Gigasporaceae. The record is from the annotation of a GenBank genome assembly.
AUGAUUAUCAAUUCUAACCUCCCUUCGUUAAGAACUAAAGUAUUAAAUGAUGAGCUUAAAAUUAAAAAUGAAUUUUUAAAAGCUGAUAAAAUGAUUGUUUCACAGUUGGAAGCUUUGCAACGACAUCCAGAUGCAAAAUACAAAUCUCAACUUGAAGAGGAUGAAAUCAUUUCUUUACAAUUUGAAACACCACAGCGAGAUCCUUAUGCAUCUCAACUUAUUCUCAACUUAUUUUAA